AUGGAGCAACUCACGAUCGCCAAAGCGCACGAAGGCUUCCGGUCCGGUAGCUUUUCCUCUCACGCUCUUGUGUCGUACUAUCUCGGGCGCAUCGAGGCUCUUGACAAAGCCGGACCGAAGUUGAAUGCAAUUCUUGCCAUCUCCCCCAGUGCACUCCAAGAUGCUGCCGCGCUGGAUCAGUAUCUCAAGGAACGCGGGGAGCUCAAGGGUCCCCUCCACGGGAUCCCGGUGCUGAUCAAGGACCAGGCUGCUACCGCUGGUCUGGAGACGACGUAUGGCUCUGUCGCUGCCAAGGGGCACAUCCCCAAGGAGGAUGCCACCUUGGUCAAGAAGCUCAGGGGCGCAGGUGCCAUCGUGCUGGCCAAGACGUCCAUGCCAGAUUGGGCGACGUCAUGGCACUCGACGUCGUCUCUCUCUGGUCUCACAGGCAAUCCCUACGACCCAUCCCGUGAUCCUGGCGGGUCAAGCUCCGGCACUGGGGCUGCUAUCGCGGCUGACUUCGCGCUGCUCGGGUUGGGGGAAGACACCGGCGGCUCGAUCCGCCUGCCAUCCUCCUUCUGCGGCCUGGUCGGCCUCCGUCCGACUCCAGGCAUGAUCAGUCGUUACGGCAUGUCGCCGCUCGUGGUGCCCCAGGACACUCCUGGGCCCAUGUGUCGAACCGUCCGCGACGCUGCUUUGAUGUUCGACGCCAUGGUUGGGUUCGACUCCAAGGACCCUUUCACAAGCGUCAACAUAACCACCGGCCCACCCGUUGGCGGAAGUUAUGCUGCUGGGCUGUCUAGUGCUAAGACCUCGACCCUCCGGAUCGGCGUUGUGAAGGAGCUUUUUGGGUCUGACGAGGACGGUUCCCAGGCUCCGGUGAACGUCGUGGUCCGCGAUGCGCUGCAGAAGCUUCAAAACGCCGGCGCGACUCUGGUCGAUGUGACGAUUCCCAAUCUCUUCCACUACUUUCAGGAGACCUUCCUCUACGCCCUGCGGUCCCGGUCGGACCUGGACUUGUUCUUCGCUUCGCAUCCGAGCCCGGAAAUCUCCAAGCUCAAGGUUGCCGACCUGGGGAAAUCCAAGACCUUUCAUCAGGCACUGGAUCUCUUCGCCACGAUUGCCGAGGGUCCCAGCUCACCACACGACGCCAAUGGCGAAUUUUCGCGCAAGCUCCUGGCCCAAGCCGAAUUCCAACGAGUUGUCUUGUCCGCAAUGGCCGACGCCAACGUUGCAAUCCUCGCUUUCCCAGAUUGCAGAAUUCCAGCACAGCUCAACACCGAUGUCCUCAAUCCACCGUGGGGUACAGCGGCGGAUUUUCCGACCAACACUCUGCUGGCGAGUCAAGCAAUUCUGCCCGCAAUAUCUGUGCCUGUCGGCCUGACCCAGGAUCUGGGUCUGCCCGUAGGUCUCGAAUUGGUGGGAGUUCCGCUCAGCGAGCAGGUGCUGUUUAACGCUGCCGCUUGUGUUGAGAGUGUUGUUGAUGGAAGGCGGCCGCCGAAGCUUUAA
This is a messenger RNA of Cyphellophora europaea CBS 101466, 1488 nucleotides long. RefSeq lists its product as uncharacterized. NCBI's taxonomy places the organism in Eukaryota, Fungi, Ascomycota, Eurotiomycetes, Chaetothyriales, Cyphellophoraceae. The record is from RefSeq and is a predicted model, not a curated record. The coding region runs from base 1 to 1488 and encodes 495 amino acids. The transcript has a single exon.